AUGGCCUCUAGGACUAGGACUGUGUCUGUGAGAGUUCAAGCCGUGGCGGUCAAAGAUGCGACCUCCGUCGUAGACGACGGUGGUGUGGGGUGGAAGGGCAUUUCCAAUUGGGAGAGUGUCAUCGUUGCAUCGCGGGGAAUUGAGGGUAGCGAAUCAUGGGAUGUAAGAGAUGCAUACGAGGUUGCUUGUUUGGUUGCGGUGGUUUUGGUCUAA
Molecule: messenger RNA, 213 nt
Organism: Sphenostylis stenocarpa
Lineage: Eukaryota; Viridiplantae; Streptophyta; Magnoliopsida; Fabales; Fabaceae
Source: the annotation of a GenBank genome assembly